AUGGGUUUGUUUUUUAGUGUGGCGAGGGCGAGUAAUACCAAUUCGGAUAAAAGUGAGUGGGAUGGAGUCUCUUCGAAUGAGAUAUGUAAGAGACAAAGAAUGUCGCCUACGGUUGACGAAGAGAAUCCACGGCUAUUCCCUAAUCUUCCUGAUGAGGUAUCGAUUCAGAUUAUUGCUAGAGUUCCGAGAAUUUGUUACUUCAAUGUAAGGUUGGUGUCGAGGAAGUGGAAAUCGACUAUCAUGAGUUCGGAGCUAUAUAAGAUAAGAAAAGAACUAGGGACAACAGAAGAGUGGCUAUAUAUGUUGGUUAAGGUUGGAGAAAAUAAGCUUUUGUGGCAUGCUGUUGAUCCUCGGUCUCGGAUAUGGCAGAGACUGCCUACUAUGCCUAGUGUUGUUGAUGAAGAGGAAUCCAGAAAGGGUUCUUCUUCUAGGCUUUGGAUGUGGAAUAUGGUGGAAGGUAUGAGAAUUGCUGAAGUUAUUAGAGGCUUUUUUGGACGGAAGGAUGCAUUUGAUGAAAUGCCGUUUUGUGGUUGUGCUAUUGGAGCUGUUGGUGGAUGUCUCUAUGUUUUAGGUGGAUUCUCGAACGCUUCGACUAUGAGAUGCGUCUGGCGAUUUGAUCCGAUACAAAAUACGUGGAGCGAGGUGACUUCUAUGUCUACAGGUCGGGCGUAUUGUAAGACAGGAAUCUUAAACGACAAGCUUUAUGUUGUUGGAGGGGUUAGUCAAGGUUCGGCUGGAUUGCUACCUCUUCAAUCUGCUGAAGUUUUUGAUCCUUUGACAAGUAAAUGGUCAGAUGUGCCUAGUAUGCCAUUCUCAAGAGCUCAGGUCCUUCCCAACGCCUUCUUGGCCGACAUGUUAAAGCCGAUUGCCACAGGGUUGACAUCAUACAUGGGAAAGUUAUGUGUUCCGCAGAGUUUGUAUUCAUGGCCCUUUUUUGUCGAUGUUGGUGGAGAAAUCUAUGAUCCGGAAACAAACUCAUGGAUAGAAAUGCCAACUGGAAUGGGCGAGGGUUGGCCCGCACGGCAAGCAGGCACAAAAUUAAGCGUCGUAGUAGAUGGCGAAUUAUAUGCUUUUGAUCCUUCUAAUACUAUGGACAGUGGAAGGAUCAAGGUAUAUGAUCAAGGAGAAGAUGCUUGGAAAGUUGUUAUUGGAAAAGUCCCUAUAUAUGGUUCUGAUGAUUCGGAAUCGCCUUAUCUACUCGCUGGUUUCCAUGGAAAACUUCAUGUCAUCACAAAAGAUGCCAACCAUAAUAUUUCUGUUCUGCAAGCCGAGCUGCGCAAUAAUUUGAAUUCUUCACCGUCGUCCUCCUCGACUCCGUCACAAAGUUCUUUGCAUCAAUUCGUGGACCCGCCGGUCGAAACCGAUUCCGUAGUUUGGAAAAUAAUUGCAAGUAGGUGUUUGGGGCAGGCUGAACUAGUUAGUUGCCAAGUUAUUGACAUGUAG
Messenger RNA from Lathyrus sativus (Indian pea), 1443 nucleotides. Lineage: Eukaryota; Viridiplantae; Streptophyta; Magnoliopsida; Fabales; Fabaceae. The record is from the annotation of a GenBank genome assembly.